Anopheles gambiae (African malaria mosquito) is the source of this 1583-nucleotide messenger RNA. RefSeq names its product mucin-5AC-like. NCBI's taxonomy places the organism in Eukaryota, Metazoa, Arthropoda, Insecta, Diptera, Culicidae. The coding region runs from base 454 to 1488 and encodes 344 amino acids. The transcript has 3 exons. The record is from RefSeq and is a predicted model, not a curated record.
AGUUACGAACGAACACCGCACGCAAGCGCAGGUGCUAGACAAAAGGCGUCUUGUGCAGGUGGUGUCCAUUCGAUUUGGUUGAUCCAUAUCGGCCCCCGUUUCUCGAAGUGGAUUAAGACGACCUCAGUCGUCGAUACAUGUACACUAAGAGUGGAUAUAUUAAUUUCGGUGAUGUCAAGUGUCUAGUAGUGUGUUCAAUGUUGAUAGCGUGCAACUCAUUCUUAUGGCAGGGGUUUUGUGGUAGAAACGAUUCUUACGAAACUUGCUACAAAAUUCGUUCAUAAAGUAAAAACGGUGGUUUGAUGUUAAAACACUGAGUAAGAAAGCGCCAGUGUACUGACAUUACGGCAUCUGUAGCGUGCUGACGGAAUAGCUGUGCGAGCAGUGAAACGAAUUCAGCAUUCCCAGCACUGUAUCGCGGCAACCACAGUGAUCAACAAUCUUCCUGACAACAUGAAGGCUAUCGGAACUCCCACAAACAUCCCCCUCAUAGGAUGGGUGCUAGUGGCGGUUGCAAUUAUGCAUUGGUAUCAGCCGUUGGUGGCAACGUACAAUGUAGCGGAACACAGACUGGACUAUAUAAAAUUAGGUGAAGGUCGUGAGUAUAACUAUCACUAUAAUGAUGGUGUGUCAUCCGGAUAUGACAAGCGUAAAUUUUACAAACGCCCCCAAGCUUUGAAGCAGCCAUACACGCUCAAGAGCUUUGCAUCGCCGGUAGAGCAAAUUGCGACGAAUGAAUUCCAGACACAACCUCAGCAAACGUACAUGACCCAGGAGAGUCUGCUGCCGGUGUACGAGUCACACGAAAAAACGGUUAGCUUCGUACCUGCGGAAUACUCAUCUUCCAAACCUGCCACCGCGCAAAGAGAGUCGCCAUACACGUUGACUCAGUCCACAGGACCCGUUUCGUACACGGGCAGUUUGGCUGAGCGAGUCAUCCAGAGGAUUCAAUUGCAUCACCCACCCAGCGUAAAGAACAUCAGUGUGCCAACUUCCAUCAGCAGCAGCAGUGGUAUCAUUAGCGGUAGUACAGCACACUUCCAGUCGUCAGGUGUGCAGUAUAACCAACAUCCUGGAAGCUACCAGUAUUUUAACGCACAUCCAGCCCCAACCGAGUACGAGCUGGUGCGACCCAUAAGCAAUUUUCCACCUCCGAGGCCCUACAUUGCUCCGACAUUGACCACGACCAAGGCACCGUAUGUUGCACCAUUCCUGCAAAGAACUUCCACUACUACUACGACGACGACGACAACGCCAGCCCCACCGAGCAGACGGCCUCCGUACGUGGCGCCGGGGGUCACGAACGAUCCUUUGCUUAGUUCAGUGUCACUCGCCAACCAGCUGAAGUACUCCAGCUCUAGCAGACCUACUACGGCCAACCGUCCCGCGGCCACGGCCAGUAACGGCAGUGGCAAUCCAACGUUGCAACCCUACGAGCCGGAAUUCGACAUAGACAUACGGAUCGAUUUGCGCGAUGAUUCCGCGUAGUGGUCAUAAAUCUAUACUAGUAUAAUUUAAGCUGCCUAUAACGAUACACCAUUAUUUCAUACGCCAACGUGACAAAUAAAAUGUUCAAUACCGAA